AUGGCUGAGUCCACCAGCAGCAGAGUUAAAAGUGGUAGUUUAAGCACUGGAGGAGUGCGUUUACCCCAGGAGCCCUCUCUCAAAGUUGGGGUGGUAUUGUCAGAUGAGAGAGUGGACUUCCUUCGGGAGCAGGCCUUCUGUGUCCUGCGAGUGAAGACGGAUAAAUGGAACCGCUUCAUUGGUGCAGAGGAGAACCAGAAGAUUAUUCUGGAUUUCCUGGAUCACAUCUGGACCAACAGGCUGCUGCUCUUCACCGGACCUGGAGGGACACUACAUGCAGGGGAUGCUCAGACGUCCCCACCAUGGAAGACCAAGCUGCUGUGUGUGCUAAAGAAGGGCGUAAAGAGAAUCGCUCGGCAAGGAUUCAGACUACAACUCCGACUGGGAGAGGUGCCUGGAUAUCCUAUGGAGCACCUUCCUAUUGUCAUCUCAGAGGUGCUGGUGUGUGUGCUGUCCAACGGUCUGAACCACGAGGACUGGCCUCGGGUGGUGUCCGAUGACAUCCACAGACACCUGGAGAAGCUGAGGAGCAGGGUGGUGACUCUGAGAGGCCGAGCCGAGGGACGAACGCUGCUGCCGCUGCCACUGUGCGUGGAGCAGGCCCGGCCUCAGGACAUUGCUCUCAGCCCCACUGGUUGGCCUUUGGACCGUGGCUUGUUAUACUCUAUAGAAACUCUGAUAGUUCAGUGGUCUGGACAAAUAUGGAAUGUCCUGAAGAAAGACUCUGGCAUGGUGCUGCUCCGUGGAGACCACCCGGGCCCCAACGUGGAGCUCCAGUUUUGGGCCACUCAGAGAGAAAACCUGCUGGGCAUCCAAUCACAAAUCCAGAGCCCCAAAGUAGAACAGAUCAUGGAGAUCCUGAGAAGAGUCAAGAGCAGUUACUACUCCUCCUUUAAGGAUGUCUGUCUCAAAGUCAAUGAUGCUGUGCUGGAAGCAGAGGACAUAGAUCUGUAUCUACGCCCUCUGAGAAGACUGAUCAGCAGCUUAGAAGAGAGGAGUUUCCCUCAAGUAGACGCUCUGCUGCCUCCUCUCUUCCACACUCUGUGUCUCAUCUGGAGCCAUUCCCAGUACUACUGCACUCCACAGCGCAUGGUGGUCCUCCUGCAGGAGUUCUGUAACCUCAUCAUUGAAAAGGCCUUUGCCUACCUUAUCCCAGAGGAACUAUUUAAGAUGGAGCUUGAAGAGGGGGUGGAGAGAGUCCAGAUAACCAUCUCAGUUCUGCGCACAUUCAAGCAGUUGUUUCACACUUACCGCCAGCGGAUCCCAGAGUACUACAGACGCAGCCAGACCAUCAAGCUGUGGGACUUUCCUGCUACACUUGUGUUUCAGCGUUCAGACCGCAUCAUGGAAAGGCUGCUUAUGAUUGAGGAGCUUUUUGCAACAGCACUGGACUUUCUGAAGCUGGAGAAGAUUGAACUGGGUGGGUCCAGAGGGAAAGUCCUCAGUGAGAUGGUCUUCAGCAUGAGCGAGGAGUUUCAUGACCGCUGGCGGGCCCUCAGAGAGAGCAAAUAUGACCCUUUGGACUAUACUAACGAUGAUUUUGUGCACCACUACAGGCGCUUCAUGGAGCAGAACAGAGAUUUUGACCAGAGGCUUGGGACUGUCCUCAAUCUGGCUUUCCAGCACUCCAAGAACCUGAAGUCAACCUUUAAGUUGUUAAAGAUUUUUGGCACCCUGCUUGAGAGACCCAGGAUCCACCAGCUGUUCUCUCCUAACUACAACAUGUUGUUGACCAUGUUCAACCAGGAAAUAGACCAUUGUCAGUUUAUACUUGAUCAACACAGAGAUGGGCUGCGGUCAGGCUGUGCAGUCCUGGGGAAAAAUAUGCCGUCAGUGGCCGGCAACCUCAAGUGGUCACAGGAGCUUCGGAAUCGCAUCCUCACCAACAGGAGUAACCUCUGCCAGCUGGCCCAUAUGCCUCUAGGGAGUGCUGAGGCAGACGAUGUCCUCCAUAAGUGUGAGCAUGUCCUGGAGAUUCUGGAUCAGCAGGAUGAGGAGCUGUUCUCAGAGUGGACUGAGGGCUUGGAGGAAAUUUGUCAAAUCCACCUGAAGGAACCACUGCUCACACUGGACACCGACACAGGCCUGUUCCAGGUCAACUUCAGUCCUGCUUUGAUGUCAGUGCUUAGGGAGGUGAAGUAUCUAGGUAUGUUGAAGCACCAAAACAUUCCUAAAGCAGCUCUCCAUCUCUACUCCAAACGGGAGAGACUCUACAUGUACACACAGACGCUGACCCUGGUGACCCAGUGGUACAACCAGCUCCAAAGUACCAUCCUUGCUGUAGAGCUGGGAUUGGUGAAAGAUGAGAUGGAUGCAACAAAACGACAGCUAGAGCCGGCCCUCCAGGAGCUUACCUGGGCUCAGGAUGACCUAUGGGACUACAUUCAGAGCACACGAAACCUGGUCAAGAACAUCUCUAGUCGUGUCCAGAGGAGCAAAGCUAAUGUGGAGAUUAUUCAGGCCCUUAUGGGUAAAAUCAGCCACCGGGCCUUCAUCACCAGAAAGAGCCGUGCCUCUGCUCUCCUCAUCUUCUCCGACAUUGACGAGAGUGUUUCCAAACAGCAUGCUUUCAUCACCAGCACAGGGGAGCAGAUACACAAACUUCUGCAGGAAAACCAGUCUCUGCUUGGUGUGACAGACCUGGACAGCAGUGAGUGGCGGGCCUACACAGACUAUGUGGAUCGAAUGAUCCUGGCGGGCUUCGCCAGUGCAGUGCGCUGCUCCCUGCAGUAUCUCAUGGACAACACAGAUGCAGCCCAACGUAUUACACCACUGUUUGAGGUCCAGCUGGUGCUCAACAGCAAUGAGAUGACCUUUGACCCCCCACUGGAUUUCAGCCACAGUGGUAACUUCUAUGAUAUUGUGGAUAAGAUGGUGGCCAACAUCACAAACAUAGCGUCCUUCAUUCCCAGAUUGGCGAAUCAUAAACAGCUGGAAAACUAUCAGUGUGAUAUAAAUGAAAUGGAGGAUUUGUCAGAGAUGUGCCAUAUAAUCCGCUCACGGGCACGUGCAGCUAUCGCUAAGGUGAGAGAAUACCAGGGAUCAUUUGCCAGCUACCGCUACCUCUGGACUGAUGAUAGAUCUGAAUUCAUGAGGCAGUUCCUUCUUUAUGGCCAUGUGCUGAGUACAGAAGAAGCCGAGCUGUAUGCCGACUAUGAACUAAAAAAGAACCCACCCACCCUGGAUAACUUCAAAGAGCAGAUCAACCUGUUUGAGUCUCUAUAUGUUCGAGUGAGCAAGAUGGAGGACAGGAGGGUGUUCUGUGGCUGGCUGCAGCUAGACAUCAAACCCUUCAAGCACACAUUGAUGAAUGUCAUCAAGAGGUGGAGCUGGAUGUUCAAGGAGCACCUGCUGAACCAUGUGAACCAGAGCGUGAGGGAAUUAUCCUCUUUCGUCCAGGACACAGCCCAGGGUCUCUCUAAAAAGGUGUCAGAUGGGGACUACGCAGGUCUUGUGGACACCAUGGGACACCUCAUGGCAAUACGAGACAGACAGAUCAGCAAUGAACAGCACUUCAAACCUCUCAAGUCUACUGCUGAGCUCCUCAAGACGUACGGACAGCAGCUGCCUGAGAGCGUCUACACACAGCUAGAAGAGCUGCCAGAGAAGUGGAAGGGUCUCAGGAAAAUUGCCUUCACGGUCAAACAUGAAGUGGCGCCUCUACAGUCAAAUGAAGUUUCAGUUAUACGCAGGAAAUGUGUCCGGUUUGAGGUGAAACAGCACGAGUUCAGAGAACAGUUUCGUACUGAAUCUAUCUUUAAGAUCAGUGUGGAGGAGCCUUAUAGACUCAUUGAUAAGACUAAUCGAGCAGUAGCAGUGAUGGAGGCGGAAAUGAAGAAGUUGCAGGACACGGCUGAUCUAUUUGAGGUCAGCUUCCCAGACUACAAGCAGCUGCGCCAGUGUCGCUCCGACCUCAUACUGGUCAAAGCAGUCUGGGACAUGGUCAUCUUUGUCAAGACCAGUAUAGAGGAUUGGACCAAGACUCCAUGGAAAGAGAUCAACGUUGAGCAGAUGGACAUGGAGCUCAGACGAUUCGCCAAAGAGAUGAAGAUGCUGGAUAAGGAGGUGCGGGUGUGGGACGUCUACAUGGGUCUGGAGUCGACUGUAAAGAACCUGUUGACCUCUCUGAGAGCUGUCAACGAGCUGCAGAACUCUGCAGUCAGAGAAAGACACUGGCAACAGCUUAUGAACACCACUGGGGUCAGGUUUGUAAUGGGAGAGGGCACCACCCUGGGGGACCUUUUGGAAUUACAGCUUCACCGAGUGGAGGACGAGGUCAAAAACAUAGUGGACAAGGCUGUGAAAGAAAUGGCCAUAGAGAAGGUUUUGGCAGAGAUAACCCAGACGUGGAGUGUUAUGUCACUGUCAUAUGAGACUCACACCAGCACAGGAACCCCUCUGCUCAAAGCAGAUGAGAACCUGAUAGAGACACUGGAGGACAACCAGGUACAACUGCAGAACAUUCUGAUGAGUAAGUAUGUGGAGUAUUUCCAGGCAGAGGUGAGUGGAUGGCAGAGGAAGCUGAUGGUGGCUGACUUAGUCAUCUCCUCCUGGAUGUCUGUCCAGAGGACCUGGGCUCACCUUAACAGCAUCUUCACCAACAGCCACGACAUCCGCUGCCAGCUGGCCAAUGACGCAGAGCGCUUCCAGGGAAUACAUGCUGACUUCCAGAACUUGAUGACUGAGGUGGUGCAGAACAGUAAUGUGGUAGGGGUGACCAAUCAGCCCGGCUUCCUGGAGAACCUAGAGACUCUGCAGCAGAGGCUGUCUGUGUGUGAGAAGGCCCUGGCAGAGUACCUGGAGACCAAGAGGCUCACGUUCCCCAGAUUUUACUUUGUCUCUGCCUCAGACCUCCUGGAGAUUGUCUCCAAGGGGACCCAGCCCAAACAGGUGACCAGACACCUGCUGAAGCUGUUUGACAACAUAGCAGAUCUUCGCUUCAAAGAUUCAGACAGAGAUGGAGGAGGGGCGGAGGAUGAGGAGGAGGCUGUUGCCAUAGGGAUGUACAGCAGAGAGGGAGAAUAUGUUCCGUUCUCUGAGCCGUGUGUCUGUGAAGGACAGGCAGAGUGUUGGUUAAGUGCCUUGGAGAACACCAUGCGCUGCACAGUCCGGAAGGAGAUCCAAGAGGCCGUAGCUGCCUAUGAAGACAAAGCACGAGACCAGUGGCUCUUUGACUACCCUGCACAGGUAGGGUUGACUGGUAGUCAGGUGUGGUGGGCUACUGAUGUGGGCAUUGCCUUUGAGAGGGUGGAGGAGGGAUUUGAGACAGCCCUCAAAGACUACAACAGAAAACAGAUUACACAGCUGAACUCUCUGAUCCACAUGCUCCUCGGAGACUUAACUCCUGGAGACAGACAGAAAAUUAUGACUGUCUGUACUAUCGAUGUCCACGCUCGAGACGUGGUCGCCAAUCUCAUAACUCAGAAGGUAACAACAGGUCAGGCAUUUGCAUGGCUGUCCCAGUUACGCCAUCGCUGGGAUGACGAAACCAGACACUGUUACGUUAACAUCUGCGACGCCCAGUUCCAGUUCAGCUACGAAUACCUCGGGAACACCAACAGACUGGUCAUCACGCCGCUCACCGACAGGUGUUACAUAACCCUGACCCAGUCCCUCCAUCUGACUAUGAGCGGUGCCCCCUCAGGCCCAGCUGGCACCGGUAAGACUGAGACUACAAAGGACCUUGGACGCUCCUUGGGCAUCAUGGUGUAUGUUUUCAACUGCUCAGAACAGAUGGACUACAAGUCCAUAGGUAACAUUUAUAAGGGUCUGGCUCAGACAGGAGUGUGGGGAUGCUUUGAUGAGUUUAACAGGAUCUCAGUGGAAGUGUUGUCUGUGGUAGCUGUACAGGUCAAAACUAUACAGGAUGCUGUGCGCAACAAGAAGCAAAGAUUCCAUUUCCUGGGAGAGGAGAUUGAACUGAAGCCAACAGUGGGGAUCUUCAUCACUCUGAACCCUGGUUAUGCGGGCAGGGCUGAGCUCCCAGAGAACCUCAAGGCUUUAUUCAGGCCCUGUGCCAUGGUGAUCCCAGACUUUGAACUGAUUUGUGAGAUCAUGCUGGUGGCAGAAGGAUUCAUAGACGCUCGUCUGCUGGCGUGCAAAUUCAUCAGCCUCUACACCCUUUGUAAAGAGCUGCUGUCAAAACAGGAUCAUUAUGAUUGGGGUUUAAGGGCCAUCAAAUCAGUCCUGGUCGUGGCAGGUUCUCUAAAAAGAGAGGAUCGUAGCAGACCAGAGGAGCAGGUGCUGAUGCGGGCGCUGAGGGACUUCAACCUGCCUAAGAUAGUGACCAGUGACGUGCCCAUAUUCCUCGGGCUUAUCAGUGACCUGUUUCCUCAGCUGGACGUGCCCAGGAAGAGAGACCCUGAGCUGGAGAAUGCUGUUCGCCAGUCGGUCAGCGAACUGCGUCUGCAGCCUGAGGAGAACUUCAUACUUAAGGUGACCCAGCUGGAGGAGCUGCUGGCCGUCAGGCACUCUGUGUUUGUAGUGGGUGGACCAGGAACUGGAAAGAGCCAGAUCCUGAAGACUCUCCAUAGAACCUACGCAAAUAUGAAAAUGAAGCCUGUGUGGACUGAUAUCAACCCUAAAGCUGUGACCACAGAUGAGUUGUUUGGAUACCUGCACUCUGCUACCAGAGAGUGGAAGGAUGGUGAGGUUACUCUUUGCUUCAUAUUAGGUCUGUUCUCCUCUACCAUGAGGGAGCUGACCUCAGUGGGCCAUGAUGGACCCAAAUGGAUUGUUCUGGAUGGUGAUAUUGACCCUAUGUGGAUUGAGUCACUCAACACAGUUAUGGAUGACAACAAGGUAUUGACUCUUGCCAGUAACGAGAGGAUCAGUUUGUCCUCCUCCAUGCGUCUGCUGUUUGAAAUCUCUCAUCUGAAGGCUGCUACUCCAGCUACUGUGUCCAGAGCAGGGAUACUCUAUGUCAACCCUCAGGACCUUGGCUGGAGCUCUUACGUGACGAGCUGGAUAGACACCCGACAUGCCCAAUCAGAACGAGCCAACCUCACCAUUCUCUUUGACAAGUACGUGCCAUACUGCCUGGAACAAGUGCGCUGCAACCUGAAAACCAUCACUCCCAUACCAGAAAAUAGCAUGGUGCAGACACUGUGUUCCUUGUUGGAUUGUCUGCUGACAGAGGAAAACACCCCAGCUGACUCUCCCCGAGAACUCUAUGAGAUCUACUUUGUCUUCGCUUGUGUCUGGGCCUUCGGCGGGGCUCUCUUCCAGGAUCAUCUGAAUGACUACCGUGCUGAAUUCAGCCGCUGGUGGUCUAAAGAAAUGCGCGCUGUGAAGUUUCCCUCCCAGGGCUCCGUCUUUGACUAUUUUAUAGACUCUGAGACUAAAAAGUUUACUCCCUGGAGCGAGAAGAUGGUACCAUUUGAGCUGGAACCUGAUGUACCAUUGCAGGUGUGUACCAGUGGUGUGUAUGGUUGUGUGCGUGCAGAAUUACUAUACAUUACACUCGUCAUUGACCACAUGCUGGACAAGCCUUUCAGUCGGGUCAUGCGAUACCUGUUUCAGACGGUGCUCGUCCACACCCCAGAAACUAUUUGUCUGACCUACUUCAUGGACCUGCUGCUGCAGAGAGGCAAACCUAUCAUGUUAGUGGGCACUGCAGGAGUGGGAAAGACCAUCCUGGUGUCUGAUAAAGUCGCCAAGCUGAAGGACGAUUACAUGGUAGCCAAAGUCCCCUUCAACUACUACACCACAUCAGCCAUGCUGCAGCGCGUCUUAGAGAAGCCCCUGGAGAAGAAAGCUGGCCGUAAAUUUGCUCCUCCUACCGCUAAGAGGCUCAUCUACUUCAUAGAUGACCUCAACAUGCCUGAGGUGGACGUUUAUGGGACCGUCCAGCCGCACACACUCAUACGCCAGCACCUUGACUACAACCACUGGUAUGACAGACAGCGACUGGUACUGAAGGAAAUACACAACUGCCAGUAUAUUACCUGUAUGAACCCAACAGCUGGAAGCUUCUCUAUCAACCCCAGACUACAGAGACAUUUCUCAGUGUUUGCGGUACAUUUCCCCAGUGCUGAUGCAUUAGCCACCAUCUUCUCCAGCAUUCUCUCCGCUCACUUCCUUCAGGGAGGAUUCAGCUACGGCGUCUCUCGCUCAGUCGGAACUCUCAUACAGGCAGCUAUUUGUCUGCAUCAGAAAAUCAGUCAAAACUUCCUCCCGACAGCCAUACGCUUCCACUACAUCUUCAACCUGCGAGACCUCUCUAACAUCUUCCAGGGCAUCCUGUUUGCCCUACCAGAGUGUAUCCGUUACCCCAUGGACCUGGUUCACCUGUGGCUCCACGAGAGCUCCAGGGUCUACUCUGACAAGCUGAUGGAAGAAAAAGAUGUGGAACUCUUCAACAAAAUCCUGCUGGACACUGGCAAGAGAUAUUUUGAGGGAAUAGACGAGUCCAUGUUUAUUCACCAGCCUUUGGUGUACUGUCACUUUGCCCAUGGAGUCGGGGAGCCUCGCUAUCACCAGGCUUCAGACUGGGAGAAACUCCAGAAGACACUGGCUGAUGCACUGGAGCAUUAUAAUGAGCUGCAUGCUGUCAUGGACCUGGUACUUUUUGAAGAAGCUAUCCAGCACGUAUGUCGUAUCAGUCGUAUCCUGGAGGCCCCCUAUGGUAACGCCCUGCUGGUGGGGGUUGGUGGAAGCGGGAAGCAGAGUCUGUGUCGACUGGCUGCCUUCCUCAGCAUGCUCGAAGUUUUCCAGAUCACGCUGCGUAAAGGCUACGGCAUCAAUGACCUCAAGAGUGAUAUCGCAGCAUUGUAUAUAAAGGUUGGGGUGAAGAACAUUGGGACAGUGUUCCUUCACACAGAUGCCCAGAUUCCAGAUGAACGCUUCCUGGUGCUCAUCAACGAUAUGCUGGCCUCAGGGGAUAUUCCAGACCUGUUUAGUGAUGAGGAAGUGGAUACCAUUGUGACAUCCAUCCGGAUGGAGCUGAGAGGACUGGGACUCAUAGACACCAGAGACAACUGCUGGAGCUUCUUUAUCGAGAGGAUACGAAGACAACUCAAGGUCGUCUUGUGUUUCUCUCCGGUCGGAUUCACGUUGCGGACACGUGCACGGAAAUUUCCAGCCCUGGUGAAUUGCACAGCGAUAGACUGGUUCCACCCCUGGCCUCAGCUCGCCUUGCAGUCUGUCAGCUGUACUUUCAUAGAGAAGAUACCUGGACUGGAGCCAAAUGUGAGGGCAUCUAUCAGUGAGUUCAUCUCUUACGCCCACACUAGUGUCAAUGAGGUGAGUGUCAAGUACCAGCAGAAUGAGAAGCACUUCAACUACACCACCCCAAAGAGUUUCCUGGAGUUUAUGAAGCUGUACGACAACCUGCUGGGGAAGAAACGCACAGAGCUGACUCAGAAGAUGGAAAGAUUAGAGAACGGCCUUCAGAAACUGCAGUCUACUGCCUCACAGGUGGAGGAUUUGAAAGCUAAGCUUGCAGUGCAGGAGGUGGAGCUGUGGCAGAGAAACACUGAUAUCGAAGCUCUCAUCGCAAAGAUAGGACAACAGACAGACAAGCUGAACCAAGAAAGGGCUGUGGCCGAUGCUGAGGAGCAAAGGGUGGCAGCAAUUCAAGCUAAAGUGACCAAACAGCAGCAGGAGACUGAGGAGGACUUGGCCAAGGCUGAACCUGCCCUGCAGGCAGCUAAUGCAGCCCUCAAUACUCUAAACAGGUUGAACCUGACAGAGCUGAGGACGUUCCCCAACCCUCCAGCUAUUGUCACCAACGUCUCAGCAGCUGUUCUGGUGCUUCUGGCUCCCCAAGGCCGAAUCCCCAAAGAUCGCAGCUGGAAGGCGUCCAAGAUGGUUAUGAGCAAGGUGGACGACUUCCUGCAGGCUCUGGUGAACUUUGACAAAGAGCACAUCCCCGAGGCCACUGUGAAGUGUGUCAGAGACGAGUACCUCAGCGACCCAGAGUUCAACCCGGAGUUUGUGCGUCAGAAAUCCUCGGCUGCUGCAGGGCUCUGCGCCUGGGUGAUCAACAUCGUACGCUUCCACGAGGUGUUCUGUGAGGUAGAGAUGAAGAGGAUGUGCUUGGCUCAGGCCAAUGCUGAUCUGGCCGAGGCUGCUGAGAAAUUAGAGGCCAUCAGAAAAAAACUCGCAGAGCUGGACACUAGCCUGGAAACUCUGACAACAGCAUUUGAGAAAGCCACGUCUGAGAAACUGCGCUUUCAGGAAGAGGUGAACCGCACCAACAAGACGAUAGAACUGGCCAAUCGACUGGUCAAAGGGCUUGAGAGUGAAAAUGUGCGUUGGGCCCACUCAGUGGCUCAGUACCAUGAACAGGAGGAAACACUCAGUGGGGAUGUCCUCCUCACUGCAGCUUUCAUCUCCUACUCCGGCUCUUUCUCCAAGAAGUACAGGAGAGAGCUGCUGGAUAACCUCUGGAUGCCGUUUCUGCGCAGCCAGAAGAUGCCCAUCCCCAUGACAGAGGGCUUAGAUCCAGUGUCAAUGCUGACUGAUGACGCCACAGUCGCCCAGUGGAACAACGAAGGCUUACCAGGAGACAAAAUGUCCACUCAGAAUGCGACCAUCCUCACUAACUGUGAGCGCUGGCCUCUCCUCAUUGACCCUCAGCUGCAGGGCAUCAAGUGGAUCAAGAGUCGCUAUGGCAGCAGCCUCAAGGUCAUCAGUCUCGGGCAGAGAGGUUAUGUAGAUGUAAUAGAACAAGCUGUAGUGGCAGGCGACACUGUCCUCAUCGAGAACCUUGAGGAGACGAUUGAUCCUGUUAUUGACCCUCUGCUGGGGCGACACACAAUCAAGAAGGGCAGUUGUAUAAAGGUUGGAGACAAGGAGUGUUUCUUCCACCCAGGCUUCAGACUGAUCCUGCACACUAAAUUGGCCAAUCCUCACUACAAACCAGAGAUUCAAGCCCAAACCACCCUCAUUAAUUUUACCGUGACCAGGGACGGACUGGAGGACCAGCUCCUGGCCCAGGUGGUGAAUCAGGAGAGACCUGACCUCGAGCACCUCAAGAGCGAACUGACCAAACAGCAGAACAUGUUUAAGAUUGAGCUGAAGCUUCUGGAGGAUGAGCUGCUGACCAGGUUGUCUGCUGCAGAGAGUAACUUCCUGGGCGACAACGUGCUGGUAGAGAAGCUGGAGACGACCAAGCACACUGCUGCUGAGAUUGAGAUGAAGGUUCUAGAAGCUAAAGUUAAUGAGGUGAAGAUAAACGAAGCCAGAGAACACUAUCGUGCUGUUGCUGUCCGAGCGUCUCUUCUCUACUUCAUCAUGAAUGAUCUCAACAAGAUCAACCCCAUGUACCAGUUCAGCCUCAAGGCCUUUAACGUGGUUUUUCACAAAGCGGUGGAGAUGGCAGAGGCCUGCGAGGACGUGAAGAGUCGAGUAAACACCCUCAUCGACUGUGUCACCUACUCCACCUUCAACUACAUCAGCAGGGGACUAUUUGAGAGAGACAAGCUCACCUUCACCGCACAGCUAGCCUUCCAGCUGCUCCUGAUGAGUAAGGAGAUAGACGUGCGAGAGCUAAACUUCCUGCUACGUUUUAACAUUGACCAUAACUACGUCAGCCCCCUCGACUUUCUGUCCAACUCAGCGUGGAGCGCCAUCAAGGUGAUGAGUUUCACUGAUGAGUUUCGCGGUCUGGACCGGGACAUCGAAGGCUCUCCUAAACGCUGGAAGAAGAUGGUGGAGUCAGAGUGUCCAGAGAAGGAGAAGUUUCCUCAGGAGUGGAAAGGGAAAAGCUCCCUGCAGAAACUCAUCAUGAUGAGAGCUCUGAGACCAGAUCGUAUGACCUAUGCUCUUAGGAACUUUGUGGAGGAGAAGCUUGGCGUUAAGUACACAGAGGGCCGAAAGACUGAGUUUGCAAAGUCCUUCAGAGAAAGUGGUCCAGCCUCACCCGUGUUCUUCAUCCUCUCUCCGGGAGUGGACCCACUUAAAGAUGUGGAAUCACUGGGAAGGAAGCUGGGUUUCACUAUCGACCUCGGGAAGCUUCACAACGUGUCCUUGGGCCAGGGCCAAGAAGCUGUGGCCGAGGUUGCCAUGGAGAAGGCUGCCAAGGAGGGCCACUGGGUGAUAUUGCAGAACAUCCACCUUGUUGGUCGCUGGCUUGGUUCACUUGAGAAGCUCCUGGAGCGCUGCUGUGAAGACAGUCAUCCCGACUACAGAGUGUUUAUGAGCGCCGAGCCGGCACCAAUGCCUCAGGAGCACAUUAUCCCGCAGGGCAUUCUGGAAAACGCUAUCAAGAUCACCAACGAACCUCCUACGGGUAUGCAUGCCAAUUUGCAUGCUGCUCUGGAUAACUUUGACCAGGACAUUCUGGACCAGUGCAGCCGUGAGCAGGAGUUUAAGACCAUCCUCUUUUCUCUGUGUUACUUCCAUGCCUGUGUGGCGGAGAGGAGGAAGUUUGGUCCCCAGGGUUGGAACAGAAAGUAUCCCUUCAACACCGGAGACCUGACGAUAUCUGUAAACGUCCUCUACAACUACCUGGAGGCUAACGCACAGGUGCCGUGGGAGGACCUGAGGUAUCUGUUUGGGGAGAUCAUGUAUGGAGGACACAUCACCGAUGACUGGGACAGACGUCUCUGCAGAACAUACCUGGAAGAAUACAUGCAGCCCAACCAGUUUGACCGGAAACUUGCUUUAGCUCCUGGGUUUGUCGUCCCCUCCAACCUGGACUAUCAGGGCUACCAUGAUUUCGUAGAUGAGAUGCUGCCCCAUGAGAGCCCGGUGCAUUAUGGGUUGCACCCGAAUGCAGAAAUUGAGUUCCUGACAGUGACCUCAGAUAAUCUUUUCCACACUCUGCUGGAGCUGCAGUCUCCUGAUGCUGUGAUGGGGGAGGGAGCAUCACAGACGCUGGAGGAGAAGGUGAAAACUAUUUUAGAUGAGGUGCUGGAGAAGCUACCAGAAGAGUACAAUAUGUCCGACAUCACCUCCAAGACAGCUGAGCGGUCCCCAUACAUCCUGGUCUGCUUCCAGGAGUGUGAGCGCAUGAACACACUCAUCUCUGAGAUACGACGCUCGCUCAAAGAGCUUGACCUAGGGCUCAAGGGUGAACUGGCCAUCUCCUCUGAGAUGGAGAAGCUGCAGACGGCCUUGUUCUUUGACAACGUCCCUGAUACCUGGACCAAGCUGGCAUACCCCUCCACCUACAGCCUGGCUAUAUGGUAUAAUGACGUUUUGCAGCGUUGUAAAGAGCUGGACAGCUGGACUCAGGACCUGUCUCUGCCCAGUGUCGUCUGGCUGUCUGGUCUUUUCAACCCACAGUCCUUUCUCACUGCGGUGAUGCAAUCUCUGGCGCGCAAGAACGAGUGGCCCCUGGACAAAGUGAACUUGACAGUGGACGUGACCAAGAAGUUUAAGGAAGAGUUCAACCAGCCCGCCAGGGAGGGUGCAUAUGUCUACGGACUUUACAUGGAAGGUGCGAGAUGGGACACUCAGGCUGGGGUGAUCUCCGAGGCCCGUCUGAAGGAACUAACCCCUCCCAUGCCCGUCAUCUCGGUCCGAGCUGUGCCCAAUGACCGCCAGGAAACCAGGAAUAUCUACGAGUGUCCGCUCUACAAGACCAAGAUCAGAGGACCCACGUAUGUGUGGACUUUCAGCCUCAAAACCAGAGAGCGACCUGCCAAGUGGGUUCUGGCCGGAGUGGCUCUGCUUCUCAGCGUGUGAGAGGGAUUUAUUUUACUGGGCCAGUUUUGCACUUACUCAUCAUCAAUAUUAUUCAUUUUGUAAAUGUUUUACAAAUAGUGCAAUAUAAACAUUUUACUAGAGG
Molecule: messenger RNA, 13738 nt
Organism: Lates calcarifer (barramundi perch)
Lineage: Eukaryota; Metazoa; Chordata; Actinopteri; Centropomidae
Gene: dnah9l
Product: dynein, axonemal, heavy polypeptide 9 like
Exons: 89
Coding region: 1-13635 (4544 amino acids)
Biological process (GO): microtubule-based movement
Cellular component (GO): dynein complex
Molecular function (GO): dynein light intermediate chain binding; ATP binding; minus-end-directed microtubule motor activity
Source: RefSeq, a predicted model, not a curated record